Molecule: messenger RNA, 1389 nt
Organism: Penicillium oxalicum
Lineage: Eukaryota; Fungi; Ascomycota; Eurotiomycetes; Eurotiales; Aspergillaceae
Gene: zpr1
Product: zinc finger-containing protein ZPR1
Exons: 2
Coding region: 1-1389 (462 amino acids)
Cellular component (GO): cytoplasm; nucleus
Molecular function (GO): zinc ion binding
Source: RefSeq, a predicted model, not a curated record
AUGUCGACCGACGCGGGCAACAACCCCCAGGAGUCGCAGUUCCAGAAUAUUGGAGAUCUCGUCGAGCGCAAUGACGAGACUGGUGUGAUGAGCGUCGAAUCGCUCUGCAUGAACUGCCACGAGAAUGGAACUACCCGAAUCCUCCUCCUUCGUGUGCCUUUCUUCAAAGAUAUCGUGGUGGACUCGUUCUACUGCGAACACUGCAACUUCGCGAACAACACCGUCAAGCCCGCCGGUCCUAUCUCUCCGCUAGGAAUCAAGUACACAUUGGAUGUCAAGGACCCCAACGAUCUUCAACGCCAGGUUAUCCGAUCCGAUGCAGCCACCUUCAAGCUUGACACUUUGGGAAUUGAAAUGCCCAAGGGUGGAGAAAUCAGCAAUGUGGAGGGAAUGAUUCAGCGCAUGCACGAGUCGCUCUCCGGGGAGCAACCGCUCCGUAAGGAGCAAGCCCCCGAACUUCAUGAUGCUCUCGAGCCUAUAAUCGCCAAGCUGAAGGCCAUUCUGGACCGCGAGCUCUUCCCCUUCACCAUCACUCUCGACGACCCGACCGGAAACUCUUGGAUUGCUCCCAACCCGAGCGACAAGACCAACUACCGCCGUGUCGAAUAUCCCCGUACUCAUGAGCAGAACGAGGAGCUCGGCAUCACUCUUGACCACACCGAGCAAGCAGUCACCAACGCUGUAGACGGCGAGGACCCUAACGAUUCCGAGAUCGUCGAUGGCCAGGUCUACACCCUGCCCGCAGAGUGCCCGAGCUGCACUCGUCCUGUUGCCCUCCACAUCAAGAAGGUGUCGAUCCCUUACUUCAAGGACGUUCUCAUCAUGGCCAGCUCCUGCGCACCGGAAGAUGGCGGCUGUUCAUACAAGCAGAACGAGGUCAAGGUUGGCGGAGAGAUUCCGGAGAAGGGUCGCCGUAUCACUUUGCGCGUCGAGAAUGAGGUCGACCUCAACCGCGACGUCUUGAAGUCGGGAACCUGCGCUCUGCAGAGUGAUGAACUUGAGCUUUACCUGGGCGCAUCUUCCAUCUCUAGUCGCUUCACUACUGUCGAGGGUCUCUUGACUGAUAUGCGCAAGCAAUUGCACGGCAACCUGUACGACCUCGGCUCCGGCGGUGGUGACAGUAUGGACAAGUCCGACAAGGAGAAGUGGGACCGCUUCUUCGAUCGUCUCGACCAAGCUAUCAACGGCGAGCUGAAGUUCACCAUCACCUUGGAAGACCCUCUGGCGAACAGCUACGUCCAGGACCUUUGCUCCCCUGCCAAGGAUCCUCAACUCGACAUUGAGGACUACGAGCGCACCGACGAGGAGAACGAGGAGCUUGGUCUCAACGACAUGAAGACCGAGGGCUACGAAAACGAUGCGAAUGAUGAGAAUGAGGAGAAGGCAUAG